AUGGGUGGCUCAUCCAACCUCAACAUGCUGGUCGUCUCAUUCUGUGAGAGUAUCAAGGAAGAUCCAAGCCUCUCCGAGUUCUUUGGAAACUUCGCUUUCAAAGAUCUUUCGGUCCUUGAGGAAGAGCUGCUGAUGGCUGCCUUAGUUGAACCAGAGGGCGAAAACGAGAUUCAAUCAAGACGAUCCAGGGUUGCCUUGCGUCACUACCAAUUGUUCCAAUCGGGACUCAAUGAACGUCACUUUGACGUUCUUUCGAAGCACCUGAAAUUCGCACUAGAGGAAAGCUGGGUUUCGGAGGAUGUGAUCCAAGACUGCGAGAGACAUUUCGCAAGUCUUAGACCAAUUUUCGAGCAUGCAUAG
Messenger RNA from Cylindrotheca closterium, 360 nucleotides. The record is from the annotation of a GenBank genome assembly. Lineage: Eukaryota; Bacillariophyta; Bacillariophyceae; Bacillariales; Bacillariaceae.